Oncorhynchus kisutch (coho salmon) is the source of this 2862-nucleotide messenger RNA. Its product is annotated as adipocyte plasma membrane-associated protein. Gene Ontology annotation, cellular component: endomembrane system. The coding region runs from base 182 to 1255 and encodes 357 amino acids. Gene Ontology annotation, molecular function: arylesterase activity. The transcript is spliced from 9 exons. The record is from RefSeq and is a predicted model, not a curated record. NCBI's taxonomy places the organism in Eukaryota, Metazoa, Chordata, Actinopteri, Salmoniformes, Salmonidae.
CGUAUUGCGUAAAAACUAUCCACGGCCGGGAAAGCCCGUCGUUGAAUGCUGUAGCUAUCACUACGAUGUCCUGCAUGUGUCUGUCUUUACAAGCAAUCGAAUUAUCAACCUUCUCAUGUAGCAAGCUGCUUACCUGAAACCUCAUUUUUGGAUAGAGUGAUAGUAGAAGUGUCAUUUCAGUAUGAAUGAGCCAGAGGGACUGCGGUUCAGGAGGCUGAACAGACCACAGAUUAUCACAGACGAAUUACAGGAACCCCAAUACAAGGGCACCAGUACCUACAGUGGAAAGGUAUUCCGUGUGACCCUGGUGACCCUGGGAGGAUGCCUGAUCCUUCCAUUGCUUGUAGUCUUUUUUCUGCUCGAGUCUCCUAUUCACCCUGAGCUGCUCAGCCUCAAUGAGCCUCCCCUUAUGUCUGGGUGUUACGAGCCCAACAUUAAGCUGAGGGAAGCACAGCGGCUGUUUGAGGACCAGCUUGUUGGCCCAGAGUCCAUUGCCAACUUCGGAGAUGUCAUUUACACAGGUACGGCUGACGGGAAGAUAGUGAAGAUUGAAGGCAAGAGCAUCACUGUUAUAGCCAGACUUGGCAAGCCACCGUGUGAUGGAUCCCGUGAGCAGGAGCCUAGCUGUGGACGACCCCUGGGUAUCAGAGUGGGUCCUAACGGUACCCUUUUUGUAGCUGACGCCUAUCUGGGGCUGUUCGAGAUCAACCCUGUCACAGGUGAGGUGACCAACCUGGUGUCGGCUGGGCAGAUGGUUGGGGGCCGGAGGCUCUCCUUCGUCAAUGACCUGGAUGUAACACAGGAUGGGAGAAAAGUGUACUUCACAGACUCUAGCAGCAGGUGGCAGCGCAGAGACUACCUUCAUCUCAUCAUGGAGGCCACAGCAGAUGGACGUGUGUUAGAGUACGACACAGAGACCAAGGAGGUAACCGUGUUGAUGGAGAACCUUCGUUUUGCCAACGGGAUCCAGCUUUUCCCUGAUGAGGAGUCUGUGCUGGUGACUGAGACUACCAUGGCUAGGAUUCGCAGGGUCCAUGUGUCAGGUCUAAAUAAAGGAGGAAUGGACACAUUUGUUGACAACCUGCCUGGUUUCCCUGACAAUAUCCGUCGCAGCUCUUCUGGAGGGUACUGGGUGGCCAUGUCAGCGGUGAGGCCCAACCCUGGCUUCUCCAUGCUGGACUUCCUGUCCCAGAAGCCCUGGAUCAAGAAGCUCAUCUUUAAGGGUCUGGAAAACUGGUCAGAAUUGAAGGAGUGAUGGAUGGCGCUAAAUACAAGGAAAUUCUUGCUGCAAACCUGCUUGUCUUCCAGAGAACCCAUCCAACUUGAAGGCGCUGGAGCAGUUUUGCCUUGAAGAAUGGGCAAAAAUCCCACUGGCUAGAUGUGCCAAGCUUAUAGAGACAUACCCCAAGAGACUUGCAGCUUUAAACACUGCAAAAGGUGGCUCUAAAAAGUAUUGACUUUGGGGGGUUGAAGUUUUCUUGUCAUUUUUCGUUUUUUUGUCUUGUUUCACAAUAACAUAUAUUUUGUGUCUUUAAAGUGGUAGGCAUGUUGUGUAAAUUAAAUGAUACAAACCCCCCAAAAAUCUAUUAAAAGAAAAAUGCCAAGGGGGGUGAAUACUUUCGCAAGCCACUGUAGGAUCUUGCCAGCUGGAAACUUGCCUAACAAAUAUUAAAGGGAUACACACACCUCAUUCAUUGUGACCAUGAGACCAGUUUGUUUGUUUGUGUGAUGUUGUCUAUUUCAGUCGUGUUUUGGUGCUAUGACUUAUUCCUUUCUCCUUCCCUCUCCCUGCAGCUCUUCAGCCAAGACAUGCUGAUGAAGUUUGUGCCUCGCUACAGCCUGGUUAUAGAGCUGCAGGAGAGCGGGACGUGCGUGCGUAGCUUCCAUGACCCCCACGGCAUGGUGGCGGCCUACGUCAGUGAGGCACACGAGCACGAUGGCCACCUCUACUUAGGCUCUUUCCGCUCCCCUUACCUCUGCAAGCUGGAUCUCAGCAAGGUGUGAGCUGAGAGCUGAGCACAACCACUUUCUCAGACACGACCCAUAUAUGAGACUGCUGUCUGCCUACCUAACACCUCACUACCUAGUCUGUUUUCCAAUAACAGCAAAUACAUCAGAAUUGAAAAGAAUGGCUUCAUGCUUGAUAUGCUGCAUUUGCAUUGCUUUUCACCAGCUUCAGGAAAAAAUGGACUAGUCUUCAUUAAGUAUCUGCACUAUUAAGGCGCAUUUGACUGGGAUGCAUAUCCAUCCUUUCUAGUCUUAUCAGCCUACAAUUAACUAUUAACCCUUUAAUUUCUGUUGACAGUGCAUCUCAGUAGUUUCUCAAGGAAUGUUUUUUAUUUAACCAAACAGUCUUUGGGCCAAAUAGUUUGCCCAAAUAUCGCCAUGUAAGUACAUUGUCUUUUAGGUCUGUGUUUUAGGUUGUUGAAAUGUGCCAAAUUUGUUCUUAUUUUUGUUUUGUUUGUUUAAACCAUUCAGUAUCUCAACUUUUAAUUUCAUUUUUGCACUAAGCUCUCAUCUCACCCUUACAUAUAACUGACAAUGUUAUUAUUGUACUUGGAGAAUUUCAAAGAGUUAAUUUUAUCAGUUGAAAUACACACCGAGUAUUAUUUUAGGAGUGCCACUUUGAACUGAUUUAUUUUGUGUAUAUUUAGAAAUCCAAGAUCUUGUUCAUCAUAAUAAAGGUGAUGCAAAAAGAUUCCAAAAUAAGUAUGAAUCAUUUCCCCUUGUUGUGAUACAUUUCAUCUGCUUUUGUAUAUUGCACUGUCAACUACCUUACGUAAUGUAAAUGUUUUGCUCGAUGUUGAAUGCUGCUAGCCUUCAGCUGAGUUUCCUUUGAAUUAAAACAGUAAUGUUUUAAAA